This is a messenger RNA of Parasteatoda tepidariorum (common house spider), 5158 nucleotides long. RefSeq lists its product as uncharacterized. NCBI's taxonomy places the organism in Eukaryota, Metazoa, Arthropoda, Arachnida, Araneae, Theridiidae. Gene Ontology annotation, cellular component: nucleus; cytosol. The record is from RefSeq and is a predicted model, not a curated record. Gene Ontology annotation, biological process: positive regulation of cell population proliferation; regulation of transcription by RNA polymerase II; negative regulation of apoptotic process.
GGAGGUCUUUUUUAUUUCUUUCUCUUUUAUCUGAUUUUGAUAUUGCCAGUUUCCAAUAAUUAGGAAUUGAGAAAAUAAAUAAGAGAAUUCAAAUUGAGUAUUACUCAUCAGUUAAUAAUGUUAGUUAAUGAUUGGCUAUUUGGAACACUAUAAUAAUAUUAUAUUUUAGAGAUUUUAAUAUUUAGUUCAUUAUUUUUUCAUUUUCAAAAGUAUUCGGCAGUGACAUCUGGUACCGUAUUUGUUCUUCGACUGUCAUCUGGCUUCCUGCUGUCGUAAUGGAGUUGCGUAUUAUAUUGAGAUUGGGCUUCUCACACACACACACACAUGGUCGCCAUUUUCGUGCUGAAUAGUGGUGCUUGUGUUUGUUGAUACUUUUAAUAAGUCGGUGGAUAAUUACAGACCUAACAUUUUUUUAAAAUUUCAGUGAUCUCACUAUGAUCAACUACAUAUGUUGCUUCACGAUAAUUAUAUAUUUUGCCGUGUCAAACUAAAAGCGGUGGUGGAAUUCCACUGUAUAGUGAAGUGUAUCAAUAACAUACUUUACUUUAAAUAUUUUUUUGUCAUGGCUGAAAGUGACAAAACGUUAAAAAAAGAUAUUAAUUUUAGUAAUGAUAAUCGGAAAUCUAGUGCACCUAAUAUUAUACCCAUUACAUCGGGAACUGUACAUAAUGAAAAAAACACAAUGCCGAAUACUGCUGUCAGUGAACCAUCAACGUUAAAAAGAAAACAAACUUCUUUUCAAAUAACUAGUGUUACUGUUAAAGGCUCUCGUCUAAGUACUGAUGGUGGUGAAGAUAGUGCAGAUGAUUUAGAUGAGAGUCAUACAGAAGAUACAAGUUCAGAUAUUUUGGACAGCUCAAGAACGACUGAUUUAGAUAAUGAUCAAUUUUCCCAAGAUAACAGUAACACUAUCCACAACGACGAUCUGUCAACACAAGCUCCAUCCAUUCCUAUAGAAAGUAAGAAAAACUUGCCUAUAAAAAAAUGUGCACAAGAUAAUACUUUAUUUCCAUCCGAACCAUCCCAAAUUGACAAAUUGGAUAUAACAUCUGAUAAUACUCCAGAUGUUAAACCUCCUACACUUCCAGACCAGUGGCAACAUAGAUUUCGUGUUGUUAAAAUUGUCAGCAGUGUUCCAUUCAAAAGGGGUCGAUGGUUAUGUAUGGAUUUCAUGGAUCCUCCAGUUCCUGCUGUAGAGGCGAAACCUGAAUCUAUUGAUGUCUCGAUUGGCUCUAGUAUCUUACCUGGAGAAUCUAUUCCAACUGAUAGAGUGGCUCAUGUGUAUGAAAUACCACCUGGAGAUGCUUAUCCUGGCACAUUGUCUAUGGCUGUUCGUCCGGAUGAAAGGUUGCAGCCAAUGUAUGGUAUAUUUUGGCCAAUUAGUAAUGGUCAGUAUCCAUUUAUGACAGGUGUCAAUUCAAAACCUGUUGCUUCUCCACUUCAUGCCGAAACUAAAACUCACGAGUCUUCCCAAUCUUUGACUCCUGCACAAGGUAUCCAACAUCAACAAAAUAUACCUCCAACUCAAACAUCAAUUUCUCCUCAAGUUGUCCAACAACAAAACUUAAGUAUUCCAAAUGCAAUUCCUACUCAAGGAGGUCAACAUCAACAAAAUAUUAGCACCCAGUCUACUGUAUCAACUCUAGGAUUUCAGCAUCAGCAAAAUAUGUCUAACACCCAAUCUGUUUCUACACCAGGAAUUCAGCAUCAACAAAAUGUUUCUAAUACUCAGUCUGCUGUUUCCAGUCAAGGAAUUCAACAUCAACAAAGUUUGCCUGGUGUUCAAACGCCAGUAUCUAAUCUAGGAAUUAUUCAACCUGUUUCUAGUACUCAGUCUCCAGUUACAUCGCAAGGAAUGCAACAAACUAUCUCAAAUACGCAGUCUACAGUAUCAACUCAAUGUAAUCCGCUUACAUCUAGUUCUCAGUCUUCUACUCAAGUAAUACAGCACCCUUAUAAUAAUGCACAAACUGUUAUUUCAAGUCAAGGAAUUCCAUCUACUUCUAAUAUUCAGUCUGCUACUCCAGGAGUUCAACAAAAUGUGUCUGGUACUCAGUCUGUUGUUUCUAACCAAGGAGUUCAACAAAAUGCAUCAGUAGUUCAGUCUUCAAAUUCUGCUUUAGGAAUUCAACCAAAUUUGCCUGUUUCUCAAACACCAACAACUCAGAUUCAAAAUAUUCCGAGUAUACAGCAAACAGUUCCUUCUCAAGGAAUUCAACAUCAGCAAAAUGUUAAUGUUAUGCAUACUUCUGUUUCGUCUCAACAUCAAAAUGUUUCCAGUAUUCAGUCGACAGUAGCUCAAGGAAUUCACCAGACCUCCAGUGUUCCUGUAUCAAGUCAAGGUAUUCAACAGCAGUCAAUAUCAAACACGCAAGCUACAUCAGUUGAAUAUAUUAAACCAACUGGUCAAGCAAAUAUUGGAGCGCAAAAUAUUUCAAAUCAAAUUCAGGAUAUGUCUUCUCAGUCUGUUUUACUUGGACACUCUAGUUCUCCUCCUCAAUCUCAGUCACCUGUACAAGUUGUACAAAAUGUUGCGGGACAACAACAAACAGUAACUAGUGAAUCUAUUCCACUCGUAAAGCCAGUAUCUAUUUUACAGACGCAAGAAUCUCAACCAUCUAUGCAACCACAGAUGCAAAUUUUAGGCUCCUCACAAAGUCAAACUAUGUCAGCAGCACCAACUAUGCAAGUUAAUAUUGAAACUGUAACACAACCAGUAGUUACUUCCUCUAUUCAAGUUAAUGACAUUUCACAAGUAGUGUUAACUCAAGAGUCUGUUGUACAGCCCUCAGUUCAGUUAACAUUGACUACUUCAACUAUUGGAAGUCAGGCACUACCUACUGCUACCACUCCAGAAGUAAUGUUAGUUUCAAAUUCUAAACCUCAAGAAAUAGUUGUUCCUAGUCAAAUUAUUCAAAAUCACGUUGAGGCAAAAGAGCUCGGAACACCACCUUCUACGAAUGUUCAAAUUUUGCAAGAUAUUUCACAAGAAACUCAAUCAGCAAAAAGUGAUGUAAAUGGUGAAGAAACAGAAAGUGUACCCAGUGGAACCAGUACUGUUGCUAUUGACAACAAAAUAGAGCAAGCAAUGGAUUUGGUGAAGAGUCAUUUGAUGUUUGCUGUCAGAGAAGAGGUAGAUGUCUUAAAGGAAAAGAUUACUGAAUUAAUGGAUAGAAUAUCUCAAUUAGAAUAUGAAAAUGGAUUCCUGAGAGCAAAUGCUAGCCAACAAACUCUUGAGCAAUUAAAUCAUUCUCAACUUCUUCAACAGCAGCAGCAACAACAACAACAAAAUAUUUCUUCUACUGUGUCGUUGAACUCUGUGUCGCAGAUAUCUCAACAGCCUCUGCAAUCCCAUCAAUUAAAUAUUCAAGAUCAACAGCCAACAUCAUAACAAAAGCUUUCUUUAUUAAUGCUCCAAUUAUAUAAAAUUAUUUUUGGUAGUUUUGCAUUAUGGUCAGCUUUUAGAAUAAUUAACGUAUUGUAUAUAGGGUCUUAGUUAUACGUAUUUAAUAUAUAUAUAUCUAUAUAUAUAUAUUCUGUUUUGUAAUAUAUGUAGGAUUUUAAAAGAAAUUCUGGUUUCAGAUAUCAGUAGCUUUACUUUGUUUGAAUAACCAGACAUCAUUUGCUUCUAAAGCUUUUAAUUUCAUAUUGCUUUAAUGUCAUGUAUAUGCUUUCAUUCAUUUUAAAUUGAUUGUGAAAUCGAAUUAGCUUCUUUUUCUUUUUAACCGUUUGAUUCAAAUUUAUAAAAUAAACUAAAAACUAUCAUUAGUAAUCAUUUUAAAUUCUUCUAUCUUUCCAUCUAGACAUUACUACAGCUAUGCAACUUUGUCCUAUUUUUAUUUAAAGCUUUUUUUUUCUGUAGCAUGAAUUUAGGUGAAACAAAUUUAAAUUGGUUCCAAUAGUCUGCAACAAAAAUGCAAAGCUUUGGAGGCUAUUUUUUUUAUCAUAAUAUUUUAUUAUAAAAUACAUGUUAGUGUAAAGAAAUUAUGUAGUAAUUUUUUCUCAUUAUUUAUAGAAUUUCUUUAUUUCUAAGGGGAUUUCAUUAAACAUUUUAGUUAUAAAAAAAACAUUUCUCCUUCUACUAUUAGCUCAUUCUUAAUUUUCAGAAAUAGUUGUACAUUAUUCAUUGCAGGCUGUUCAAUGUAAUAUUUAUUUCAAUCAGUAUUAAUUAUUGUUGGGUUAAAUAUGCUUAUAGUGUAUGCUGGUCUUACACAUGGUAUUUUUUUUGAAUAAGAGGGAAAAAAAAAAUUCAUUCCUUAAGUGUGAACGAACAAUGUGCCACAAUUUAUGUCUGUGUCAUGUCUGUGAGAGAAUGUAUGUGUUGAAAAGAAGUGUCGCUGCAGUUGGACCAAUGCAAGCUGUACAGAAAAAUAAAAUUUUUUUUGUAUUUCUUGGAAUAAUCACUAUGUGAACUAAAGGAGUUCAUUCACUCCUGUCAGAGUGUUAUUGAAUUCUUUGAAAAAUGAUCUGCUGAGGAACUUUUUCUCACCUUUUCUGUGGAGAAGAAAACAAAAAACAGUUCUCUCUCAAACAAGCCUUAUAGGUUAAAAAAAAUGUGAUAAAAUUAAUUACUGUAGAGGUUGUGGUAUUGUAUAUUGUUACCUUAAAAUGCCAAGGGAAAUUCAACAGCAACCCACAUAAAGAAUGUGAUAAGUGUAUUAAAUAUAAAAAUAUACCCAUUUUUUUUUUCUUUCAGUUUUCCCACCACUUUCUCCUUUUUUCUAUGGUUUUAUACUAAGUCACUUAAAAUAGAACAUUCCGUACUCCUUACGUUGGUGCUGUAUAUAUAAUUUUUUUUUCGGUGCACUUGUGUUUCUUGACCUGUUAGGUGCUAUUGUGAUCAUGAGUUUUACCGUUCCUAAAUCACAAGUAUUUCUUACUGUGAUGUAUCAUAUGUAGCUCAUGCUUUCUGUAGAAUUGACAAUUGAAAGGGCUUAUGUAUAUUAGUAUGUAAAUUUAAAUUGCAUUGGGGCAAAGGAGAUGGGCCACAUCUUAAAAUGUAGAAAAAUAAAUGUGUAUAAUAGUUAAGUGAUGGACAAAUAGUAUGAAAUCCCUGUUAAUGGAACUCCUCUGCUUCAAUGCUUGAAUUUGCCACCAUUUCUUUCUAUUACAGUGUGAUAUAGUCAUCAGCUUGUAUAAUAAAGUUCUAUAAUUCUGA